This is a messenger RNA of Nothobranchius furzeri (turquoise killifish), 2035 nucleotides long. RefSeq names its product nuclear distribution protein nudE homolog 1. Lineage: Eukaryota; Metazoa; Chordata; Actinopteri; Cyprinodontiformes; Nothobranchiidae. Gene Ontology annotation, molecular function: microtubule binding. Gene Ontology annotation, cellular component: kinetochore; kinesin complex; centrosome. Gene Ontology annotation, biological process: mitotic centrosome separation; cell migration; centrosome localization. The record is from RefSeq and is a predicted model, not a curated record.
UUCAUACAACGUCAUCCGUGUUGCCCAAUGGCUCUCUGAAACAAAGGGGUUGUUUGAAUUUGGUUGGUUGGUAAACCGAGUACAGGGUUAACGUUAGAGGAGAUUAGUUACCUGAAGUCUGCCCCUUGACACUUUAGGAGUUAAGCUUGCGUUCAGUUACGUUCCUUUAUCCGUAGCUUGAUAUAAUUUCUCUGUAUGCAGACAUGGUGGAGCCGACAGCACACACGUUUUCUUCCCUAGAAGAGGAGGUGGGGUUCUGGAAGGAGCAGGCACACUUCCACAAGCAAAGGGCUGACGAGGCUCAGGACGAGCUGCAAGAAUUCCAGCAGAUGAGUCGAGACUAUGAAGCCGAACUGGAAACGGAGCUGAAGCAGUGUGAGAGUCGAAACAAAGAGCUGCUGUUGGACAACAACAGAUUCCGUCUAGACCUGGAGAACAUAAAGGAGAAAUUUGAGACGCAGCACUCCGAUGCUCUGAGGCACAUCUCUACGCUGGAGGAAGAUCUGACAGAGACCACUGCCAUUCGAGAUCAACUGCAGAAGUACAUCAGAGAGCUGGAACAGGCCAACGAUGACCUGGAGAGGACCAAGAGAGCUACCAUCAUGUCUCUGGAGGACUUUGAGCAGCGGAUGAACCACGUCAUCGAGAGGAACGCCUUCCUGGAGAGUGAGCUGGACGAGAAGGAGAACCUGCUGGAGUCGGUCCAGAGGCUCAAGGACGAAGCAAGAGAUCUUCGUCAGGAGCUGGCAGUCCGACAGAAGGAGAGACGGCCGUCCAGCAGCCUGGGAAAAGACUCGGAUCGAUCCGAACUCUCCUGCUCCUCUCCAGUGAAUCUGUCCGUCGCUUCCAAACCUGCCAGCUCAUACAUGACGCCGCCUGCCUCCAGCAUCCGGCGAGGAGACGGUCUAACGGGGACCCCGCUAACCACGUCUGCCAGAAUAUCGGCUUUAAACAUCGUUGGGGAGCUGCUGAGAAAAGUUGGGAAUUUGGAGUCGAAGCUGGCUUCCUGUCGAGACUUUGUGUACGACACGUCAGUGAGCAGACCGGCUCUCCCGGCUGGCCCAGGUAGUCCCUCGGGUUCAGAAACGGGUCCAGAGGUCCAGACCUGCAGCUUAAGCCCUCCUCCUCACUACGAAAGUUUGGUGAAGCGGUUAGAGUUCGGGCCCGCCCCUCCAAGAGGACUCUCCCAGGGGCCCCAGUCUCCACAGGCAGGGGUCAAGAUCCUGCUAUAGGGUGGAAAAUUGACGAGCCAUCACCAGUACCUCCUCCUCCAACCACAGCAGGGUGUUGUCCCGUUUCCGGACCCCUGCGUGGACGUCUGGAGCCUCGGGCGGAUCGCUGGAGGCAGCGUGGUGUUUUGUGCAGAACCUGUUAGUCCCUUUGUCUCGGAUGCUGCGUUUUGUUUCUGGAGCUCCUGGCUGAGGACCAAUAAUCUGAAGUGUUUAUGACCAAAGCUGCGAUAGAAGCAUUUGAGAUUGCUGCCGUCAUCGUCGAGUUUUGCUGUGAAUCCAAAACCGAUCGAAUCCUCUAACAGUUUUCUGGGUGCUUGAAUUUUAGACUUUUCUUGCAAGAAAUCUAAUAUUAAAGAGUUUUACUUCAGAGCGGAACAUUUUCAUGCUUCAGGUUUACCGUCUAGUGCUAAAAACAUUUCCUGUUUAAGGCACUCGUGCACUACUGAGUGAUAACUCGGAGGGUUAUGGGGAGAGAAAUGGAGCAAUAAUAGAUUUUAACAGGUCAGAUAAGCACAGUUUAUAUCACAGGUGUGGAGCUGUGAUCCAGUAGUGCCUGCUUUCAUGAGAGGUUAGUCGAGUGGCAGCAGCUCUCGUAGGUCAGAUGUUCCCAGCUAAUCGUAUCUAACACUAGCCUGUAGGAUUAACGCUGCUGCUCACCUUCUCCUGGGCUAACGGGAGUUUUCUGUCAUUGUGAACCGCUUCUCUUUGUGCCAGAGAUACUGGAACAACUUAUUUUCUGCUGAUCUCAGAAAUGAGUAAAGUCAGACCAAGACAGAAAAAUAAAAGGGCAAUGUCAAAAUGUU